AAAAAACGAUGCAUACGAUCCACUAAUAUUUGCUUCCUGUCAAACCGGUUGUUUUGAGGAUGGGAUUGAGUAAAACCGAAAUUAAUCUGAAAAGAUUGCUAGCAGCUGCUCCACAACAACAAAACAAAGUGAAACUUGUGCAUUAUGUUGCUACUUUACGCGAACAGUUGGAACAACUCGCCACAGAGCAAACUCCAGAAGGACUACCCAGACUUUCAAAAGCUAUAGUGAAUGAUUACUCGGAGAAAAUUGAAGUCCUUGCAGCCAAGCUGGCUAUCCCUGUGCUGGAGAGUGUACAAACGCCUGAACUGAGAGUGAAAACAUGCGUUAAAGAAAACAACAGUAAAAAAGAAGAAGAAAGUAUUAGCCUUUCACCAGGGUUGAGAAGAAGACUAGUGCCUUCUUCUGGUGAACAUAGAAGCCAAGAUAGUUGUGAAUCAUCAUCUGGUUCAUCAUCACCUGUUAAAUUGGAUGCUACAGCACAAGCACAUGUCACAAAACACAGGAAACUUCAAGAAGAUUUGACAGAUGAAAUGGUGGAUUUGGCACGACAGCUCAAAGAGAGAAGUCUUUUGAUGAACAAAUCCAUACAAAAUACUGAAAGAAUUCUUGAUUCGACUGAAAAAGCAGUGGAGCAUAGCCUGGCAAGCACAGGACAAGCGAAUACACAGGCUAUGGCUGUAUACACACAGACUUCCAACACCUCAUGCUUCACGUGGUUUCUCAUGUUUUUAAUGACGUGUAUUUUCGUCAUGGUGGUUCUUCUUAUCAAGCUCACUUAA
Lactuca saligna is the source of this 782-nucleotide messenger RNA. Lineage: Eukaryota; Viridiplantae; Streptophyta; Magnoliopsida; Asterales; Asteraceae. The record is from the annotation of a GenBank genome assembly.